CACUUUGAGUGUGGAAGUUCCUAAGUGCUAGGGGGAGGAGGAUGGCGGUAGAGCAAAGAGAGUCCUUCACCCUGGAGAAGCUCACAGUGGGAAGCUGAUGGCCUCCCCCAAACCCUGGCGCUUAGUGUGGCUGAGUGACCCUAGAGAGUAGGGUGGCUGGAAGGGGAGCGCGCCAUCCCGGGCAAGUAGGGACAGCGCUCAGCUGGCCUCAGUGCCGCGAGAACCCCGGUUUCUCAUAAAGUGAUAGAAAAGCGGAGGAGGGACCGGAUCAACCGCUGCUUGAAUGAGUUGGGCAAGACGGUUCCCACGGCCCUGGCCAAACAGAGUUCCGGGAAGCUGGAGAAGGCGGAGAUCCUGGAGAUGACCGUUCAGUACCUGAGAGCGCUGCACUCCGCUGAUUUUCCCCGGGGAAGAGAAAAAGCAGAACUUCUGGCAGAGUUUGCCAAUUACUUUCACUAUGGCUACCACGAGUGCAUGAAGAACCUGGUGCAUUACCUCACCACGGUGGAGAGGAUGGAGACCAAGGACACCAAGUACGCGCGCAUUCUUGCGUUCCUGCAGUCCAAGGCCCGCCUGGGCGCAGAGCCCGCCUUCUCGCCGCUGGCUUCUCUCCCGGAACCGGAUUUUUCCUACCAGCUGCACCCGGCUGGCCCAGAGUUCGCCGGCCACAGCCCCAGCGAGGCCGCUGUGUUCCCGCAGGGCGCUGCCCCGGGGCCCUUUCCCUGGCCGCACGGCACAGCCCGCAGCCCAGCGCUACCCUAUCUGCCCAGCGCGCCCGUGCCACUUCCGAGCCCCGCGCAGCAGCACGGCCCUUUCCUGGCGCAGGUGCAGGGCCUCGACCGACACUACCUCAACCUGAUCGGCCAUGCCCACCCCAACGCCCUCAACCUGCACGCGCCCCAGCACCCCCCGGUGCUCUGACGCCCACCUGCCCGCUAGAUUACUCUGCGCUUUGGGCGCUGGUUGGGAGAGUUGCUGUAUAUAUUGUCCAUGUGUAAAUAUUCUGUCAACAAAAACCAUGGGUGGGAGGGAGAGGACCAAAAGCAAAAUAGUCUUCUGAAGGAUCUCCCUUUAGGAAUAAAUCUUUCCUGAAAGUC
This is a messenger RNA of Cavia porcellus (domestic guinea pig), 1097 nucleotides long. It is a transcript of the gene Helt, whose product is annotated as helt bHLH transcription factor. Lineage: Eukaryota; Metazoa; Chordata; Mammalia; Rodentia; Caviidae. The record is from RefSeq and is a predicted model, not a curated record. Bases 361 to 921 code for a protein of 186 amino acids. The transcript is spliced from 4 exons. Gene Ontology annotation, molecular function: RNA polymerase II cis-regulatory region sequence-specific DNA binding; DNA-binding transcription factor activity, RNA polymerase II-specific. Gene Ontology annotation, biological process: anterior/posterior pattern specification; regulation of transcription by RNA polymerase II; regulation of neurogenesis. Gene Ontology annotation, cellular component: nucleus.